CUUGUAAAGAGUAAACGUUGCUAACUGGAAGCAAAAUUGCAAGCAAAAUGAAUUGUGUAAAUUUGUAUUUACGUAUUGUACUUAUUCUUGUGUUGUUUGUAGGAAUAGCUUUUGCAAACCAAGAAGAACCAGUAUGUACUUCACGAUUUGACUAUGACCACAAAAUGUUACAGAAAAUGAUAAUGUUAGAAAUUGAACAAAGAAAUACUAAAACCAUGUUGGAGGAAAUUAAAGCGGCGCUUUCUAAACAGAAAGAUGAGAGCAAUCAGGACAAGUCCGUGUUGAAAACCAUUGAGGAUAAAGUGAGAACAAUUGAAAGUUUGAAUUCACUAGCCGGAACGGGAAAUACGUAUGUGAGAUGGGGAAGAACACAAUGUCCAGAAAAUGGAACAGAGUUGGUUUACAAAGGUUACGCUGGUGGUUCCCAUUAUAGUAAUAAAGGAGCUUCCGCCAACUAUUUAUGUCUACCGGAAGAACCGUUGUGGAAUGUAUACGAAGACGCUGAGCAGGACGCAGGCACAGUCUGGGGAGCAGAAUAUGAUGAAUUGUAUGGUAGAAAUAUGAAUAAUUUCUUUGGAAAAGAACUGGUUAAUCAUGACGUUCCAUGUUGUGUAUGUCGUACGAACAAGGCAAGCGUUCUAUUGGUCCCAGGCCGGAAUAAAUGCUAUGAUGGAUGGACAUUGGAAUAUGAAGGCUACCUGUCGGGCGGACAUGAUACACAUCAUGCUGCUGAAUUCGUUUGUCUUGAUGCGCAACCGGAGGUAGUGGAAGGCGGACACGCGAGUAAAGAUGGAAAACUGUUCUAUUUUGCUGAAGCACGCUGUGGAUCAUUACGAUGCCCACCAUACGUUAAUGGACGUGAGCUGACAUGUGCUGUCUGCUCUAAAUAAAAUAUAAUAACGUAGCAAUCAUUUAAUAGGUAGAUGCAUGUUUUAUUUAGAGAAAACUUAUCACUUACCGGUUUUGAAAAUCUAAUCGUUCUUUUUAAAAUUCAAAUUAGAACAUGCUUUUAAGAAAAAGGUACGGUGUUCUCAUUUACUACCUUUUAGAAAUAAGUCCCUUUGUUAAGUUCUUUAUGCGCAUUUUAACAAAUACGUUGUUGUAUACGGCAAACCGCAAUAGAACAGUCAUUACAUGUUACAAUCUAGAGUAACGGCAAAACAUUAAAUUUUAAUGGCUUGCUCAUUUGCCUUACAUUUUUGAUAAAGUUACUCACAUAUCUAUCAUUAUGCGCUAUUCGAAUUUCAAAAAGGUGAAUAAAAGCAGUUUAAAUUACUUCCUUUGUAAUACUACUAAGAAAAUAGUACAUGGAUGAUGACGCUUUACUUCUAAUGAUCCUGACAUGUUAUUAAUGUAUUCAAACACGUUGCUAUAGAAACUGUAAUCAUUGAAUUGUACAUUCGAUUUGAAAAUACAUACAACGAAUUACAAAAUAUAUAUUGCUUUAUUAUAUGAUUAUAUUUUCAAGUUAAUGUCCGCCGUCAGUCUCAAUGUCAAGACUUAUAAAAGCUACAAAAAAAAAUCAUAUAACAUAUAUGUGAGAACUUAAUAUACUGUUACGUACUGCUUGACGUUUGGCUAAUAUUGCGUCAAUGUAAUACAAGGAGCCAAUCAAACCAAUCUUUUCCUUCGUUCGGCAAAAUAACGUAAGUAUUAUCUCAGUUUAUAUUAGAAAUAGAACGUGUAUAAGCAAAUUUGACUUUUCAUAUUUAAUCUUGAACACUUUUAGCUUGCCUGCUGACUGUGUUUGACUAUAAACAAUUCUAUUGCAAAAUAAACAUUUAUCCAGUCAUAGCAUAUUGCGUUUAAACUUUUAGUGACACCUUUAUGUCAAAUAAGAUAUGUUUAGUAUGCUACUAUAAAUUGUAUACAAAUAUAAAUAGCUAUAGAGAAAAUAAAUCAUAUCAUGAAAUGUCUGCAAGUACAAAGUCACUGAUUUUUUAUGCCCCAUUAUUUGUAAUCUUCACUCUGUUGAUGAUGCCCGCGACUCAUGAUUUUCUGUGAAUGCCUUAAUUGGAUAUGUUUCUUUAUAAAUAAAAUCAUCAUCAUAAUCAUCAUUUUAAUCAUCAUCAUCAUGCAAUAUGGAAAGCAAUACCACGUUUUACAACAAACAUACUAUCAAUAAAUUAUUCAUUAUUGCAAGAAAACUAUCUCGAAGUUGGUAUUUAUGUACAAUUAUGACAUCAAAUAGCGAAGUAAAAAGAUACAUAUGGGUAGCAAAAUUUACUUAUAUACUUAAACAUCGAUUUUGUUGAAUAUUUUCUACAUUUCCCCGAACAAAAUCAAAUGUGAACGAUAUCUGCGUGUAACAAAAGUAACAAUGUAAAUUGAAAAUUUUUUGUGUGAACCAAGUUGAAUAAAAAGAACAGCAAAUCUGCCUAUACAAUUACAACAAAGAAUACAUCAGUUGUCGCCCUUUAAAAAAACAAAUUAGUUUUCGGUAUGCUCUUUAAACACAGU
Messenger RNA from Ruditapes philippinarum (Manila clam), 2460 nucleotides. RefSeq lists its product as uncharacterized. NCBI's taxonomy places the organism in Eukaryota, Metazoa, Mollusca, Bivalvia, Venerida, Veneridae. The coding region runs from base 48 to 890 and encodes 280 amino acids. The transcript has 2 exons. The record is from RefSeq and is a predicted model, not a curated record.